AGAAACGCAUCAUGAGGCAAAGACAGGUUGUUACAACAACGGAGGUGCCAAAUUUUAUUUUCCAGAAUGUGUAUAUUACACAGACUGAGACUGCCACAGAACCUUCAUUUACAUCUAACAAGCCAUAUACUCUGUAUAAAAUAGAGUAUGAAGCCUGGUAUUUAACUGAGGAAGAAGAGUUUAUCCUGCAGAAGAAAGUGGUUUGGAGAAGAUUCAGAGAAUUUGUAAAUCUUCAUUCCAGGUUGGAAAACAGUGACUUGUAUAAAAAAUGCAUCAAAGAUGUGAAGGGCCCAAAGAAAUGGCUAACCAUGCCUUUUGGUAUAGGGAACAUGGGACAAGAGAACAUUGACAGUAGGAAGAGCACCUUGGAGGUGUACUUACAGACCCUGUGUGCCAAGAGUGAGCUGAACACCAGUGCAGAGAUGAGAGAGUUCCUGGCAUAUGCUGGGGAUGGCAACAUAGCCUUUGUAAAGAAACCUCCUCAAGUCACACAGAUAGACAAGGUGAUAGUAAAGACAGUGUCAGGUGUGUUUGACAAGCUGGACAAGUUGGUAACAGUGCCUACUAGAGAGAAGAGGGCCAAACUAGAGAGCACUUCUCCCACCACUGCCGCCGAUGUUGAACUGCCAGAGGAUACAGAUGCUCUGAGGAUAAGAUCCAAGGCUGAAAGUGAGGAUCAAGUACUUAUGACUACAGCACUUGAAGAAUUAGUAUCUUCCCAUGAAGCAGUUGGCAAUGAGGAUGGUACUGUCACAUGCAAGGAUCAACGUGCAGCUUCUGCUGGGACAGAAAUGCUGCUUUCUAGACUCAAACACCAAUUAUCAAUUCAAGAAGAAAACAAGGACUUGAAAUUGCAGGAUGAAACUCUUUCCAGUCAACCGGCAGCUCCUGUGAAAAACUGUGAUCCUAAUGAAAAGUUAUCUCCAGGGAAAAGUGAUAAACCCCAGGGCUCAAUUUUUGGGAAGAAAAUGAAAGACAUGACAAGUAACCCUGGAUUCCUUGAAGAUGUUAACAGUGACACAAUCAGUCCACUCACAAAUACUGAUGAAGUGAAAAAUUUGAAAGAUUGUACAGUUUUGGAUGAGCCUAAUGCCACAUGUUUAUUGACAGAAUCAAGAAAUGUGGAUCAUGUUUCCAAAUCUACUGAACAUGUGACUGCAACUGACCAUUCCAAAGCAGAAGGUGAAGAUUUGUUAGAUAUGACAAGCCAAUCAGAAAGUUUGUUACAAACCGACAUAGCACAGACUGCAAAGGACUGCACAAAGGUUGAUCCAUCGAAGGCGCUGUUACUUACAGACUUGGUGGUGGACCUAGGCUUACAGACAAUAGAUGGCAGCACCAGCUGGGUGUGUUAUGACUUAGCGAUCUCAGCUUUCAGGACAUUAUUGGGAAGAGGAGUUGAAAGUUUUCUACAAGAAGCUGUGGCAUCCAUCACUACUGAGGAAAGAUGUGCCCACUACCUUCAGAACCUUAGAGAGUUGCUGUGGCAUGAUGGGAAGAGACCAGGUGACCAGGAACAGCCAAUCAUAAGCCAGAUGCAGUAUGAUGUCACAAGGAAACAGGCAGAGAGGUGUUUAUAUGAAGCCUAUCCUGGUUUCCUGGCCCUACUGUUAGAUGAUGAAGACCUGUCCAUGUCUGUGAGGGAGAUCAUGGCCACAUUGGACAGCGUAAAACUAAACAAACACCUCCUGUUCUGUCUGGCAGACGCCCUGUUAGAGCAACUGCUGCCUGAGGUCAAGACAGAAGAGCUGCACAUUAAGCUGUUUAAGUUAGAUACACGUCCUCCAGAUGGAGCCACUUGAUCAGAUGGAGCCACAGGCAGUCAUAUGACACUUCCUGCAGUAUUUGAAACUUAUCCAGUUGGUGGAGACAAUUGACCCUGUCUUCAAGAAUGCUUCUUAACCCAUCAGCUGUAGAUGGACACACUUGACAGUUUCCGGGAAUUGCUUAAAAACUCUUUUAACAAAAGGGGGAGGCACUGUGCAAUGCUCAAGUACAGCUGCUAGAGUCUUUGCCAAUAGGUGAACCCAUUGCACUUGCCAAGAAAAGCAGCAUGAUGGCACAAGGAAAAAGACAGACAGGUGUUUAUAUGAGGCAGUUGCACUCAUUUUGGUACUAACUUCUGUCUUACAGAUGGAAAAACUUAGUGUUAAAAAUAUUCACUUGUAGCGUUGUUAUUAUAAAAAAGUUACUGAUGUCAUAUUGAUUUACAGUCCACAACAGUUCUUGUGUGAGUCUACCUCUGAUCUCGUUGGUUUAAUUUUGUUGAGAUGAUAUGAUGUUAUUUAUUUUUGUGGAGUUAGUUUGCUGUUGUAAUUAUGUUUUGUGAUUUGUAGUCAUAGUAUGAAUAGAGAGGUAUGUUUUCUUUAAAUGUUUGUGCCAAUUUAUGACAAUUAUGAUAACAACUUCUUAAGAUUGCCAUGAUUUCUAUUCUACUCUUGAUACUUAGAGAUUAUGUUUGUUGUUAGAAGUGGGUGGUAGAUGUAUUGUGAUUAAAAAUUAUUGCAUUAAUUUUUACUCAAUUUUGUUAUGCAUUGGGUCAUCAGAUGAAAUCAGUUGGCCUUUGAUAUUAAAAUGUUUUUGCUCAUUAUUAACUUAUAUGAAUGUAUAUCUAUUAUAUAUAUUAAUAUAUACUGCAGUAUAUUACAGGUUAUCUGUCUAAAUGUAAUGAAAUUAUGAAUCGGUGGCCAGAGCAUGAUGUUCGUUUACUUGUGACAUUUUUCUUCGAGUCAGAUGCAUGAGAUGUUUAUUUUUGGGUACUUAUCAGCAUGAGAUUCUGAAAUAAUAUUACUCAUUUCUAUGUUUGAUGAGUUCAGUAAUAUAUUUCAUGUACAGACAAACAUGCAAUGUUUGAGCACAAGGUGCACCUUUGCAGUUCUGCAUUUGUUUCCAAUUAGGAAAUAAAGUGAUGAUUUUUGGUAGAGAAAUGGAAUAUAUAGGGUUUGGAAGAAAAUGGGAGUUUGUGCAAUAAAGAUACUGAGAAUUAUUAUUAUGGUACUUGGCCUGAGUUUCCACCUAAGUGGUUAUUAAAAUAUAAAGGAAUUUUAAGUUUGGAAAGUUGGCAAAUUAAAAAAAAAAUCAAGCAUUUCAGUGCACAAUUUACAUACUGAGGUUUGUAGUCUUCACCGUCAUUUUUUGUUUAAAUUACAUUAACGUAAUUGAUAAGUACAAUAUUGCUAACAUUUUGUUGUGUGCUGCUUAUUAGUAAUUAUAUUAAAUGAGUAAGUUAAGCCAGUGCAUUGAUGAGGUUAUCAGGCAUAAAAAAUCAUCACACAUUUUCAAUGUAGAAUUUUAUAAAAAUUAUUACGGCACAUUUCGUAAGUAGUAAGAUUUCUUUGCUUUGGAAAUUAUCUGUGAUAAGCGUAAGUGUCAUACAAAUGUAUUCCAAUAAAUGAACUUGUUGAAGUAUUA
Messenger RNA from Lingula anatina, 3411 nucleotides. RefSeq lists its product as uncharacterized. Gene Ontology annotation, cellular component: intracellular membrane-bounded organelle. Gene Ontology annotation, molecular function: phosphatidylinositol binding. Lineage: Eukaryota; Metazoa; Brachiopoda; Lingulata; Lingulida; Lingulidae. The record is from RefSeq and is a predicted model, not a curated record.